UGUUUCGCUGCUUUGCAAGAGGCGGAAAGGGAGCUGGGAGCCGCGCGGCUGGCCCCAGGCCCCUGCGCCUUGCCGCCAGCAAGUAGGUGGGGGAGCCACCGCUGCCGCCAGCCCCAUCCCGCUCCCAAGCCUCGCCCGCUGCGCCCUGGCCGCGGGCGCAGAGAGGGUGCGGGGCCUCGCAGUGCCUCCUCCACCCUGCUCAUUAACCUGCCUGCUCCGCUGCGCUCCGGGCGUCCCCACACACAGGCUUCUCGCAGAAGCACCCGCGGCCCUCCGGGCGCAGCCUCCGCCCCGACCCCCGGCUUCGGGGGGCAAUGAGGGGGCGGUGGAAGGGGCACUGCUCCUCGGGCAUUACUUAGAGAAGCGCGACCGCCCCGCCCUCCCGCCGGCCCUCCCUCUCUCCCGCCCGGGCCCGCGCGCCACUCCGCCAGAGGGACAGUCGGCCCAAUAUGUCAAGACCUCUGAUCACUAGAUCCCCUGCAUCUCCACUGAACAACCAAGGCAUUCCUACUCCAGCACAACUCACAAAAUCCAAUGCGCCUGUCCACAUUGAUGUGGGCGGCCACAUGUACACCAGCAGCCUGGCUACCCUCACCAAAUACCCUGAAUCAAGAAUCGGAAGACUUUUUGAUGGUACAGAGCCCAUUGUUUUGGACAGUCUCAAACAGCACUAUUUCAUUGACAGAGACGGACAGAUGUUCAGAUAUAUCUUGAAUUUUCUUCGAACAUCAAAACUCCUCAUUCCUGAUGAUUUCAAGGACUAUACCUUGUUAUAUGAAGAGGCAAAAUAUUUCCAGCUGCAGCCCAUGUUGUUGGAGAUGGAAAGAUGGAAGCAGGAUAGAGAAACUGGUCGCUUUUCAAGGCCUUGCGAGUGCCUUGUGGUGCGUGUGGCCCCAGACCUUGGAGAAAGAAUCACACUCAGCGGAGACAAAUCCUUGAUAGAAGAAGUGUUUCCAGAGAUCGGAGAUGUGAUGUGUAACUCUGUCAACGCAGGCUGGAAUCACGACUCUACGCACGUCAUCAGGUUUCCACUAAAUGGCUACUGUCACCUCAACUCAGUCCAGGUCCUCGAGAGGUUGCAGCAAAGAGGCUUUGAAAUUGUGGGCUCCUGUGGGGGAGGGGUAGACUCAUCCCAGUUCAGCGAAUAUGUCCUCCGGCGGGAACUGAGGCGGACACCCCGUGUGCCCUCUGUCAUCCGGAUAAAGCAAGAGCCUCUGGACUAAUAGACAUACUUCUUCUGCAAAAAAAGGAAAACACACAACAAAUAACACAAACAAGCAAGGGACAUCCGUGUGCAGUUGGGACAGCCAACCAAGUCCUGGACCUAAAAUCGAAUAAAAGACACAUUUAUAUCCACUAGAGACCACACCUGUAUUCAUAUGGGAACAAUUGGAAUAAUGAUAUCCUCAAGGUGUAAAAAAUAUAUAAAUAUAUAUAUACAUAUAUAUAUAUGUCAAAUGGUAGGAAAUGCAAAAAAAAAAAAGAAGAAGAAGAAGAAAACCGUGAUAGCUCCAGUUGGUGCUGUGAUGGCCGUGAAGUGUCCUGGGCCUCCUGAGGCCUCCGACCUAUAAAAGCCAUGAAUGGUGAGGACACAGUCUCCUUACAGUUUUCAUUGCCAACAGCCAUCCAUUGUUUCUUUUUCCUUUAUCUUUCUUUUUCCUUUUUUUUUUUUUUUAAUAAAAAACAAAAAACAAAAAAAGAAACAGAAACAAAAACAGACACCUUGAAUCUAGUUUCUUUGCGUAUGGAGGUUUCAUGUCUCUCUUGGACAGGGACCAGGCAGGACUUCCGAAAAACUCUCAUGAGCACAUUGCAUAUGGAAGACGUUAGACAUGAGAUUUUAAAUGUAGUUUGUACAGAAGUCACACUUUUUUGUCCGCCUCACAGAUGUGAACUUUACUUUGUUUUUAAACUGCUCAGUUUUGCAAAGGGGCCAGAAUUAUUACUUGUUAGAAUUGCUCCAGUUUGCGUCUGCUGCUUU
Messenger RNA from Tupaia belangeri chinensis (Chinese tree shrew), 1981 nucleotides. It is a transcript of the gene KCTD1, whose product is annotated as potassium channel tetramerization domain containing 1. The record is from RefSeq and is a predicted model, not a curated record. The transcript has 5 exons. Gene Ontology annotation, biological process: negative regulation of DNA-templated transcription; protein homooligomerization. The coding region runs from base 450 to 1223 and encodes 257 amino acids. Gene Ontology annotation, molecular function: transcription corepressor activity; transcription factor binding. Gene Ontology annotation, cellular component: nucleus. NCBI's taxonomy places the organism in Eukaryota, Metazoa, Chordata, Mammalia, Scandentia, Tupaiidae.